Messenger RNA from Aureobasidium uvarum, 1366 nucleotides. The record is from the annotation of a GenBank genome assembly. NCBI's taxonomy places the organism in Eukaryota, Fungi, Ascomycota, Dothideomycetes, Dothideales, Saccotheciaceae.
AGUCACCAUGAGCACUACCACAAAGUCCAACCCUCCCAGACCGCGCACCCUACGCAGGUUGUCCAGCGAGGAUGCCACAGCAGACCUUCUUUCGCGUGGUCCCGCCAUUGUCGUGCCUCCCCAUCUCGUUGACCAGGAAGCCAACGACAUUGCGGCUUCCAUGGAAUUGGCCAGACAAGAGAUUGAAGCAAUCACUCCUCUCGAGGAUUCCGACACACCGAAAGAGUCGAGUGUCACCGACAGAUAUGCAUACGCCUUCGAUAUCGAUGGUGUUUUGAUCCGUGGUGGACGUCCUAUUCCCGAGGCUGUCGAAGCCAUGAAGGUGCUCAACGGUCAAAAUCAGUAUGGAAUCAAGAUGUUUUCAAUACUGACCUCUGCAGUCNCCUACAUUUUCCUCACCAACGGUGGUGGCAAGACUGAGCAGGAGAGAUGCAUUCAGCUCAGCAAACAGCUCGACAUUGAGGUCUCACCCGGUCAGUUCAUUUGCGGCCACACACCCAUGAAGGAGAUGGCCGACAAGUACAACACCGUCCUCGUUAUUGGUGGCGAGGGUGACAAGUGCCGUCAAGUCGCCGAGGGCUACGGCUUCAAGGACGUCGUCACUCCUGGAGACAUCAUCAAGCACAACCCCGACACGACACCUUUCCGUACCAUGACCGCGGAGGAUCUGAAGCACUCCCGUGAUCGCGACUUCACCAACGUCAAGAUUGAGGCCAUUUUCGUCUUCGCCGACAGCCGCGAUUGGGCUGGUGACCAACAGAUCAUUCUUGAUCUCCUCAUGUCCAAGGGUGGUGUCGUCGGCACCCGCUCCGAGACUCUGGACGAGGGUCCCCCUGUCUUCUUCUCCCACAACGAUGUCAUCUGGUCAGCAUCUCACGAACACACCCGUCUCGGUAUGGGUGCUCUCCGUGUCUCCCUCGAGGCUAUGUACAAGGCCGUCACUGGCAAAGAUCUAGAGACAGUUGCCUUCGGCAAGCCUCAGAUUGGUACUUUCCAGUUCGCCACUCGUCUUCUACAGCACUGGCGCAAGUACACCCACGGUAUUGACUCUCCACCGGAGACCAUCUACUUCGUUGGUGACACUCCCGAGUCCGACAUUCGCGGAACCAAUGAGUUCAACAAGGUCGCCAAACAGAACUGGUACUCUAUCUUGGUCGAGACUGGUGUAUACCAACAGGGCACUACUCCUCGCUUCGAGCCCAAGGCCACCGUUCCCAACGUCUUGGACGCUGUCAUGCACGGUAUCGAGCGUGAACGCCAGAAGCAACUCCGCGAAAUCAUCGGCGUUACCAAGAGCCUGGAGGGAUCUGCCAUCUCGGACACCCCCAACCCUUCUCGUCCCUCGACUCCUCCCGGUACCAAGAAC